AUGCUGUCACGUGACUGCCGCAGCGGCUCGUCGCCAAUUGGUGUGGCCGCUGUGCCGCAGCUACAGCAGCCCCCAGGAAGCGGAAGGUGUUGUGCGCGCUGCGCUUCUUUGCCACCGGGAGCAAGCGUCCGUAGGAGCGAGGAGACGAUCCGACGGGUGUCGCAGUCGACCGGGAGCGAGUGCGUGCGACGCGUGGCCGAGGCUGUCGUAAACGCAGGGGUCCGCAACAAGUGUGACCAUUUUCCGAAGACGUACGAAGAAAAGGCAGCCGUGAAGGAGGGUUUCCUUCGGCCCGGCGCUAUUCCCGGCGUGAUCGGAUGCACGGACGAUGGCCUCAUUGCCAUUAUCGCACCCAAGGGUGAGCGCAAUACUGCGUUCAUGUCUCGGAAGGGCUACUACGCCGAAAACUGCAUGUUCAUCUGCGACGCGGACAUGAGUAUCCUGACCGUGUAUCCCAUGCGACCGGGGUCAGAUCACGACUCAUUCGUCUGGUGGACGACAUGGCUGCGCCGGCGGUUCCAGGCGGGGCGCAUCGCGAAUUCCGGUGCAUACCUCAUCGGUGACAGCGGCUACCCCUUGGAUCCGUGGCUCCUGACCCCGGUUCCCGGCCAUCCUCCUAUGCAAACAGCCGAGGGGAAGUACAACACAGCACAUGCCACCUUGCGUUCCGUAGUGGAGAGGUGUAUUGGGCUCUUGAUGAGCCGUUUCCGCUGUCUGCAGCGGUACCUCACCGUCCUCUACGAGCCAGAACGUGCUGCCAACAUUGUCGCUGCAUGUGCUGUGUAG
This is a messenger RNA of Dermacentor silvarum, 786 nucleotides long. RefSeq names its product putative nuclease HARBI1. The record is from RefSeq and is a predicted model, not a curated record. The coding region runs from base 1 to 786 and encodes 261 amino acids. The transcript is spliced from 4 exons. Lineage: Eukaryota; Metazoa; Arthropoda; Arachnida; Ixodida; Ixodidae.